GAAAAUAUAGGCAGUCGUGGUAUAGUUGUAGGUGGUCCUAUAUGUAUUUGGGUUUUGGGUAUGGAGCAUGGAGCAUGGAGCAUAGAGCAUAGUUAGGAAAAAAACGAAAUGGGGUGUGGUUCCUCGAAGGAUGUAGCAGUCCCUUACCGUCCGGCAGCGACGAGUUUGGCCGUGUUCGACAUCAACGCCAUCGAGGAGCCAUGGCUGAAGCAGGUCGUCCCCCAUGAGAAGGAGGAGAAACAGACUCUAGGCGAGCCAAUUCUGGACAAACUGAAGAUGCUGGACGAAACACAAGCUCCUAAACCCUGGGAGGAGGUGAGAAAAACACUAGAAGACCUCAAACCCCUCAUCACCAAAGAACCCCAAAAGAGUGAGUCCUUCGGCUUCCACACACUGGAAGAGUUAGAUGGGAAACUAAAGCCCAAUCCAGAAGCAAAAAAGGCCACACCCACAGUACUAGUGGAUCCUCUCCCUCGCCCUCGCCCUCGCGGGAAGAAGCUGCAGGAUAACAUAUUCAUAGUUCGGGACAGGCUGGAGAGGCAGAAGGAAGAGAAGGAAUCAAAAUGGAGGGACAGGGACCCUCUCAGCGCCUUCCCGGAGAACUCUCCCCCGGGGGGAGCCGACACGGUGGUCCUCUACACGACGUCGUUGGGGGGCGUCAGGAAGACCUUCGAGGAGUGCAACAGGGCGCGCGACGUGCUGGAGGCGCACAGGGUGGUCUUCGACGAGCGCGACGUCUCGCUCCACGGUGGCUUCCUGAGGGAGGUGAAGGAGCUGGUGGGGGAGGCGGUGGCGGUGGCGCUGCCGCGGGUGUUCGUGAAGGGGAGGUACGUGGGGGGCCUGGAAGAGCUGGUGGAGCUCAACGAGACGGGUCGCCUCCGGAGGAUUUUGAACGCCACACGUGUGGAGAGGGGGGUUGGGAGGCAAGCGUGCGGGGGCUGCGGUGGGGCCAGGUUUGUUCCUUGUUUGGAGUGUGGUGGCAGUUGUAAGGUUGCGGUGGAUGGGGUAAGGGCUCAUAAAGAGAGGUGUCCUAACUGCAAUGAGAAUGGCUUGGUGCACUGUCCUGCUUGCAUUUCUCUUCCACUUUAAUUCUCUCUCUCUCUCUCUCUCUCAUAUCAUACAUACAUAUUUCACCUCUACUCUCCAUUCCAUUUACAUGCUUAUGUCUCAUCCAUCCAAUCAAUACUACUCUCUUGCUAAUUAGUAUAAAUAUAUAAUCAUACACAUUACUUUUUUUCUUA
Messenger RNA from Cajanus cajan (pigeon pea), 1241 nucleotides. The record is from RefSeq and is a predicted model, not a curated record. Lineage: Eukaryota; Viridiplantae; Streptophyta; Magnoliopsida; Fabales; Fabaceae.